Molecule: messenger RNA, 1965 nt
Organism: Gymnodraco acuticeps
Lineage: Eukaryota; Metazoa; Chordata; Actinopteri; Perciformes; Bathydraconidae
Gene: angptl5
Product: angiopoietin-like 5
Exons: 8
Coding region: 260-1411 (383 amino acids)
Source: RefSeq, a predicted model, not a curated record
CUCGUUAACAAAUCUGACCUGUUAUUUACAGGGGAUGUUGUCAUGGGAGUUUACGAGAAAAAGUGGGAGUGACUGAUGGAGGUGGCAAGAGGGAGGCAGUCAGGGAGAAGUUUGACAACUGAGAGGAAGGAGCAGAUGUUGAGAACUCUUGGUAGAAAGGAGGACAUUAGAGGGGAAAUAGCAGACUCUGUGGAAAAAUAAAGCAUAUGAAAGAGAGAGGCUGUUGCUGACGGAGUGGGAAUAAUCAAAGUCAGACGACAUGAUGUGGACAACAACUGUCCUCCUGCUGCUUGUGCCUCAUCUGCUUUCCUCCACAGAGACGGGAAACAGUGCCAAUUUUAACGAAUCAGACAUAGUCGAUGAAGACUUCUCUGAUGCUCCUGUGAAAGGCCAGAAAGUUGCUGGAGGGGUCAAAGGUCGGGACACGUGCUCCAUCCCCUGUGACAUCACUGUCAAGCUGCUACGAGAUGAGAAACAUUCGAUCUGUGGCCAGUUACAGCAGACUCUGUUGGCGUUUGGACGCAGCACCCGGAAGCUGAUCAGAGACGUGAUGGAGGAGCAGCAGAGGGCUCUGGACAUCCUCAGCAGUCAGGUCACAGAGCUGACGACCAAAGUGCAGACGCUCAACUCUGAGGUUCAGAGAAGCAACACAGAGAUGUACUCCAUCAAACCUGUGCAAUCCCACGGACGGGACUGCAGUGACAUCAAGGACAAUCUUAUGUCAGUUGUGCCCAAGAUCCCGAGCGGUAUUUACAUCGUCCACCCGGAGAAUACAGACUCUUCUUUUGAGGUUUUCUGUGAGAUGGACUACAUGGGGGGCGGAUGGACGGUGAUGCAGCGGAGGACUGAUGGAUUAACGGACUUCAAACGACCCUGGGCGGAUUAUGCUGAUGGCUUUGGACAUCUUGCAGGGGAACACUGGUUGGGUCUGAAGAAGGUGUUUCAUAUAGUAAACCAGAAAGAGACCCGCUUCCAGCUUCACGUCGCUUUGGUGUCGCAGGAUGACGUCACCUCUUAUGCUUCAUAUGAUGAUUUCCACCUGGACAGUGAAACCCAGUUUUUCUGUAUUCACCUGGGCAGAUAUUCAGGAAGCGCAGGUGAUGCGUUUCGCGGCUACGACCAGGAUCUGAACCAGGACACGGCUCCAUUCAGCGCCUCGGACGUGGAUAACGACGGCUGUAAUCCCUCCUGCUCCUUCGAUAACCGCACGGUGGAGAGCUGCAGCGCUCAGCACAACAACACAGGAUGGUGGUUCAACCAGUGCGGCCUGGCCAACCUCAACGGCUCCCCUGAGGACACUGAGCAGAGCCAGAGGACGCACAUCCUGUGGGACACCUGGAGGCAGAGCGGAGUCCCUCACACCAUCAAAUCUGUCACCAUGAAGAUCAGGAGGAUUGCAACCAAUAAUUAACAGAGAAGAGGAGAAACACAGGGAGAAAGGACAUUAUUGUAGAAGUCAUCUUCGUACAAAUUGAUGUUUUAUUCAAUCGGAAUGGAAGAAGGAAAGGAUGAUUUGUCUUUUUGUAAUUGUAAGCAUAGGAACUGUUUUAUAAAUAUCCCUUUAAGGUGGAUUUGCUUUAACCCUUGAGGUCAAAUCAGCGGUGGAAAGUAUCUAAGUACAUUUACUCAAUAAUAACAUAAUUGUACUUUAUUUGAGUAUUUCCCUUUUUCUUUCUACUUGUACUACUACUUCUCUUUAAAAGGCAAUUAUUGCACUUUUUACUCCAUUACAAUAAUUUAACACUUAGAGUUACUAGUUUCUUUUGACAUAUAAAAACAUGUGAUAUACUUAUACUUACAUGUUGUUAUGCAGUGCUGUGCUAUAUUAUACAAAGAUACAAAACCAGUAUUUUAAAAAGUGUCUAAAAUUGGUUCCACAUUGACAAACUACAACAUAAAAUGCCCUGACAUUUAUUUGUUAUUGACUAAAACAGGAAAAUAUAAUAUUAAAAUGAAUUAAUAUUG